Sphaeramia orbicularis (orbiculate cardinalfish) is the source of this 610-nucleotide messenger RNA. Its product is annotated as C-C motif chemokine 4-like. Gene Ontology annotation, molecular function: chemokine activity. The record is from RefSeq and is a predicted model, not a curated record. The coding region runs from base 21 to 347 and encodes 108 amino acids. NCBI's taxonomy places the organism in Eukaryota, Metazoa, Chordata, Actinopteri, Kurtiformes, Apogonidae. Gene Ontology annotation, biological process: immune response. The transcript has 3 exons. Gene Ontology annotation, cellular component: extracellular region.
AGCGUCGUCACGGUAACAGGAUGAGGACGCUGAUGUUGAUGAUGUUGAUGCUGAUCAGUAUCGACGCCUGCAGCGCCAUGCCACGUGCAGUGAAUGAUAUUGCACCUGUAUCGUGCUGCGUUCAGUUCUUCACGGGAAACAUCCCACCGGCCAGAAUUGUCUCCAUCAAGAAGACUGACAGCACUUGUACCAACAAGGCCUUUGUGGUGACGACUGUUAAAGGAGCUCAAAUCUGUGUCCAUGACACAUGGGUUCACAGUGUCUUCAAGCAACCAAGUCCAACCGUAGACACGAGUUCACGCAAACUCACAUUUACUCCUUCAGUCAGUCACAACAUAUCAAACUGAAAGCAAACACACACUUUACCUUCUCAAAUGGUUUAUAUUCAAGACUGUUUAGCAUGACUCAGAUGGAAAAUUCAUUUAUAUGAAUAAAUAUAUUAGUAUUCUUCAUUAAAACAUAGACAAUAUGAUCAAACAGAUACAUGUUUACCAUGAACUCUCAUGUUUUCUGCUUUUCCGCUUAAAACUUUCUGCCUGAAAUUGUGUCAUUAAAAGUUUCAUGGAGCAUUUAUGAACUCUGGAGUGAAAUAAAUCAAGUAAGCAAAUUA